UCUUUGGUAAAUCAUAUGACUUUCGCAUGUGAUGUCAGAUUAUUUACAUUCAGUGUUUCCAAAAUGCUAUCAAAAAAGUAUUAUUUAUCGUAAAUGUACAAACAUUUACGAUAAACUUGCUAUAAUCGGAUAUACAUAAUGAUGUCGACUGACUCCGAUUCUGAGGAUAACGUGAAAUGUUGUGUGUGACACAAUGGCAUUACUAGAUAACAUCUUUUCUAAAAAGAGAAAACUUGAUUAUGAUUAUUGGGACUCACAAAAUAGGGCCAGGUCUAGUGAAAUAACUUCAAACCAAGUGCGUUUGCUUCUGUACAAAGAGUGUGAUCGCAGAGGAAGGAAGGUUUUAUUUGAUUCGUCUACAAUAGAAAAAGUACCAGCUCAUAAAGAUGAUAAACCAGAUUAUAGAAACACAGACAAGAUUCCAUGUAUUAUGGAAGUGUCACACGGGUAUACAUAUGUGUAUAAAGGUCAGGCGACAGAUGCGAGCGUCCUCGGUGAGAUGAUAUUCGGAGCUGUUGCAAUGAACUGCAAAAGCGUUUCAUUGAAGAUUCACAUUAUGGAUGAUUCUAAAAGGUUAAUGUGCACGAAGGUAUUCAGCGUACCACCGUCGAGGAUAAGCCGAACAAAGCCGAACAGCAGUAGUCAUCUCACUUCCCACUCGACACCAUUGAACAUGGCAUUACUGAAGGAAGAAGGAGUUUCAUUGAGUUUUUCUUUGGAUAGAGGAGAUUCUGGUUUCUAUGGUGAACAAUCACCAUACAGCAGCGUGGGAUCAACAUAUAAUUAUUUCUCUAUGUUCAACGCUUGGGAUGUGAAUGCCACUGACGAAUAUUGCUUUUAUACUCCUUGUGGUCGCAAGUUGAGCUGCUCGAGUAACGGUAGCUGGCAGCGAAGAACUUUCCAGAGCAUGGCGACCAGGUUCGAUCUCGGGCAGAACAAUUCCUUGAGUGUCCCGAAAGCUAGCACCGUCUCCAGUGUGGAUUCUCAGAUGUACAGUAAUAGUUCAACAAGCGGUACAACGGAUAGCUUAGCGAGUUCGACGUCUGUGGUAGCGAGAAGGCGUAAACUUGGACUGGCACUUCUCAUCACUGUUGCUGAAUCCACGGAUAUGGACUUAGUCCGUCGUUGUAUGGAGCAUUCGCCUCAACUCCAAGCGUUGGUGUGUCGGCUUCAUCUCGCAACUAUAACCGCGGGGUAUGGAAAUGCUUUCGUAUCAACACUGCAUAAAGCCGCUGGAGAUGCAACGAGAUGGUUGUCAGAUCUGAUGUGUGGGCCAAGAUUACACCCAGUUUGGUUGGAGCUUGUCACUAGUGAGCCACGAAAAGCGAAUAAAAUGGCGGACGCUUUACUAUCAGAUCUAUGCUCCGUACUUGCUGUUGGUGACACGAAGAGUACAAAUUUUUUUAUCAGCACGCUUGUAACCUACGUUCUUACACAUCAUCUCGGAUGGGUGACUACGGUCAGUCCUUAUGAUGCCAUUGAUAAAGAAGAGUGUUCUUCAAAAAAAUUAGAUAUUCGACGCCCAUAUAACGCAUUGAGGGCGCAAUUAACUGACCUCUGCGGUAGCAUCGGCUAUCCACCACGUUCAGCCAGAACUAUCAUCACAGGCUCGAAGAACCAACAGUUCAUAACAAGACUCCUAUCCGUAUUAACAUAUUUCGUACGUUGCGGUGACGUCAGCAAAAACGAUUACAAGUAUGAAGAAUGUUUGCUCAAUGAACGGAAAAUCGUAAAUUUGAAAAAUCAACAGAAUUCAGACGUAGCGAGGACGGUUAAAUUGGAAGUGAAUGAGUGUAGUGUCAAGCACAGUUUAAAAGUGCCUUCGUUAAGUAAAAGCAGUGGUGUCAGUGUCAGUACGUUAGUGGCUAGCGAUAUUAGUUUAAAAAAAUCUAUGACGCUGGUUGAUUUGAAUCAAAAGCUCUCUAGUUCAGAUUUCGCGAUGGAUGGCAGUAGCUGUGGUGACAGUCAGGUGAAACCUUUAAGGAGGCAUCCGACUAUGAUGACUUCGUUGAAGGAAUCGUCCGACUCGAGCCCGAACUUAUCGGCUUCAGAGGAAUGGGAGACAAAGAAAGUCGUGUUCGUGCUCGGCGAUGACGAUAAGCUCGUAGGCCUCAAAAAUAAGUCGAGCGGGAAACAAACCGCGAAAAAAUCGGCGAAACCUCAAGACGAGAUUUGUAAGAGUGAUUGCGAUAAGGAUAAGUCAUCGAGAAACACCGAGAGCCCCUCCAAGUGUUGUGGACAGACACUUCAACAUUCCAAGCCAAUAAAACAUUCCGGUUUUAAGUUCGAGUUCGAUAAGUACCCACAGAUAGUCACUAAUUAUAUGAAGAGCAAGAAUCUAGAGAUUUUAGAUAGACAUUAUAUCGGUAAGCCGGGUAACCUGAAGCUGGAUAACUAUCAGUUCGAUCCAACUCUCGUACCUCAGAUACAGGAAGAGAGAUGUGAGACUUGCUAUAAGUGUCAGUUGAUGGAGUCGAUGUUGCAAACGCCGACUAACGCUUCAGAAAUGGAAUACAGGAACGAUAUACCGCGCCAAUCAGAACCUCAAUACGCCAAGGAGACAGUGGUUGAUGAAAUUCAGAGCCAUCGAGAAAUGUCACCUAAAACGUUUGUCAGGAAAGUAAAAGAUAAUACAAUGAUUGUCAAUCCGGAGAAACCUGACGGUCCUAUCUCUAGAGUAAGUGGUGUUAAAGGUGAGAGAGAGGAAAAUAAGCCUGUUGUAAAUAAGCUGAAAGUGAGGCAAGUGAUAGAGUUUCCUCUGAGGCAAGUGUCGAGCAAGCUUGAAACACAAAGGCUGUCUGGUUACGAGGCCUCACUGCUAGGCGGUCUUACGAGUCACUAUGUACCUGAUUUAGUUUUACAAGGAACCGUUGCGGAUCCAAACACUUGGGAGGCAGACCUCCGACGGGACCUAGACCUCACAUCGUACCUGAACAAAACACUAGACCCGCCGGUACAGGCCAUAGCCAUAGUUGGGGAUACUAACAACUGGGAGGUGAGGCUGGUGGGGCGCGAGUGUGGCUCCAGCGGUUUGUCGCCGCUAGUGGGUGGUAUGCUCGACGCGAUACCCGCCAUGAGACUAGCGCGAGUACCGCCUAAACAGUGUCUCCUCUACCUCGAGAGUAAGCUGCGUGAAUUCUGCGUGCUAUCAAAAACGUUAGCGGAUAUGUUAAUGUCAACGGAUUUCUGCGACAUCGCCACUCUGACGAAGUCUCUCAACAUUGACAUUAACGAUGUACCGUUUCUGCUGGCUGUAGCCACCACUCACACUCCACAAGUAGCGAAGAAAUAUGGCAUUAGCUAUAGGUAGAAAAUAAAAUUUGAAGACUUUCCACUGUCAACUGUAUUUGGUUUCAAUGAAUUAUUUAUUUCAAUAAAUAAUUAUAACACAGUAUCGAUGUUACACACUCAAUUAUUGUUAUCGAGUCAAGAAAUGUUUAAUGAAACAUUAAUAUCUAAAAGCAGAGGUGUUAUAAGAAAUAAACUUACGUUUGAACUUAAA
This is a messenger RNA of Melitaea cinxia (Glanville fritillary), 3502 nucleotides long. Its product is annotated as folliculin-interacting protein 1. Lineage: Eukaryota; Metazoa; Arthropoda; Insecta; Lepidoptera; Nymphalidae. The record is from RefSeq and is a predicted model, not a curated record. Bases 194 to 3310 code for a protein of 1038 amino acids. The transcript is spliced from 14 exons. Gene Ontology annotation, cellular component: cytoplasm. Gene Ontology annotation, molecular function: ATPase inhibitor activity; protein-folding chaperone binding.